Messenger RNA from Eucalyptus grandis, 4011 nucleotides. RefSeq names its product probable leucine-rich repeat receptor-like protein kinase At5g63930. The record is from RefSeq and is a predicted model, not a curated record. Gene Ontology annotation, biological process: protein phosphorylation. Gene Ontology annotation, molecular function: ATP binding; protein kinase activity; protein binding. Lineage: Eukaryota; Viridiplantae; Streptophyta; Magnoliopsida; Myrtales; Myrtaceae.
AGCGAGCGUUGAGAAAGCAUGCUUUGUCGGCCAUGACAAUCUCUCUCUCUCUCUCUCUCUCUCUCUCUCUCUCUCUCUCGUGAAGGUUAACCAUCCUUCAUGUUCACCCCAAAGCUCAAAGAAAAACCUUCACUUUUUGAGCUCUUCGGUUUCUGUGUUCCUGCUUUCUUGAUGAUAAUAAUCGCGAAAAGGGGUUUUCCAUCUUCAUUGCACUUCGAAGUUGACGGGAAGACCAUGGGCGAAUAGUAAACCCGUUUGCUUACAUUCAUAACGUGGCUCUUCCUUGAUUAAAACGAUUUUCCUUGGUCAAAUGUUUUGCCGAUGACCAGAAAAGAAAGAUUCUCCUUUCAAUAGUUUUUGGUGUCUCUCAUGAAGUAAAAAGGAGGUACGUGAGGCCUUUCUUCCUCAUCUUCUUCUUCCUCCUCAUAUUUUUCACCCAAAAUCCUGUGUCCUUCGAUGAGAGUUUUGUUUAUUUUAAUUCCUGCCGCACCUGCAUUUCAAGUCGGGGUAUGAGUCUAUUGAACAUUCAGACACUCAGCUUAUGUGAAACUGAAUCAUAUUCAAGAGAAGAAGCUUGAGAGGAAAUAUUCUAUCUGACCCUGUUUUAAAUGCAACAUAUAGAGGGGACUUUUUCAUGGUUGAGUGAUUGUUAUGGUUUGGAAUAUGGAGAGAUUGAAACGGGUGUUCUUGGCCAUUAACUGUGUUGUGGCUGCUUUUCUGGUUCAUCGGUGUCUGGGGCUUAAUGAGGAAGGUCAAUACCUGUUUGAAAUAAAGCAGAGCUUCAUUGAUCAAUUCCAUCGUCUUGAUAGCUGGAAUGCCAGUGACCCAACUCCUUGUGGAUGGAAUGGCGUGAAUUGCUCGUAUAGUUACUAUGAUCCAGUCGUGUACUCUCUCAACUUGAGCUCGAUGAAUCUCUCCGGAUCUUUAUCUCCUAGUAUUGGCAAACUGGUUGGCCUGACCUAUCUUGAUCUCUCUUUCAAUAAGUUGUCUGGAAAUAUACCAAGGGAAAUAGUCGACUGUUCGGGUCUCGAGGUCAUCAAAUUGAACAAUAAUCAGUUUGAAGGGGAAAUACCAGUGGAAUUGUGCACACUACGGUCUCUGACAUCCUUGAACAUAUGCAACAACAAGAUUUCCGGGCCUCUUCCUGAGGGGCUUGGAAACCUUUCCUGGCUGUCCGAACUGUUUGCAUACUCGAACAACAUCACCGGAUCGCUGCCCCGUACUCUUGGGAAUCUGAAGAACCUGAUGUCUUUCCGCGCUGGACAGAAUUUGAUUUCGGGAAGUUUGCCUUCAGAAUUAGGUGGGUGCAACAGUUUACAGUUUCUCGGUCUCGCGCAGAACAAGUUAACUGGGAACAUUCCAAUUGAACUCGGAAUGCUCCAGAGCUUGACUGACUUGAUUCUUUGGGAUAACCAGCUUUCUGGGGUGGUGCCUAAAGAGAUCGGAAACUGUACAAGUUUAGGGACUCUUGCCCUCUACAAGAACAAUCUUGUGGGUGGAAUACCAAAAGAGCUUGGCAACCUGAUGUUUCUGAAGAAACUAUAUGUUUACUGGAAUCAGUUAAACGGAACGAUACCAAGAGAAAUUGGCAACCUUUCUUUAGCUACAGAAAUAGAUUUCUCGGAGAAUUUCCUAACAGGGGAGAUACCGAUUGAGUUUGGGCAUAUAUCGGGCUUGAAAUUGCUUCACCUUUUCCAGAACCAUUUAACAGGUAACAUCCCCAGCGAGCUUGCUAGCUUGAAGAACCUAACAGAGCUCGAUCUUUCCAUCAACAACCUUACCGGUCCCAUCCCUUUGGGGUUUCAGUAUCUGACAAGGCUUUACUCAUUGCAACUCUUUAACAACUCGCUGAGUGGCAUCAUUCCUCCAGGGCUCGGUGUUUAUAGCAAUCUCUGGGUGGUUGACUUAUCGCAGAACUUGCUAACGGGGAAAAUUCCCCGGUAUCUGUGCAUGAAUUCCUGUCUUUUUUUGCUGAACUUGGGGUCGAACAUGCUCACAGGGAAUAUUCCUAGGGGGAUCUCAAGCUGCAAGUCCCUCGCGCAGCUUCGGCUCGUCGGAAAUAACUUGCAAGGCACUCUUCCACCAGAUUUGUGCGGCCUGGUGAACCUUUCUACCGUCGAAUUAAAUCAGAAUAAGUUCAGUGGUCCCAUACCUCCACAAAUUGGAAAAUGCAAAGCACUGCAAAGGCUUCACCUUUCCAAUAAUUACUUUGUGUCAGAGUUGCCGAGAGAGAUUGGUAAUCUUUCUCAAUUGGUGACUUUCAACGUCUCGUCAAACUUGCUUACCGGGCAGAUUCCGCCCGAGAUCUUCAUGUGUAGGAGGCUUCAACGGCUGGAUCUGAGCCGCAAUGAUUUCAUGGGUGCUUUGCCAAGUGAGGUUGGAAACCUUUCCCAAUUGGAGCUUCUCAAGCUUUCCGAUAACAGGCUCUCGGGCACCAUACCCGUCACGCUUGGGAGCCUGACCCGAUUGACUGAGCUAGAGAUGGGGGGGAAUUGGUUCUCCGGGGCUAUACCAGCUGAGCUUGGAGCGCUCUCGAGCUUGCAGAUUGCCCUGAAUCUGAGCUACAACAACCUGUCUGGAGAAAUGCCGCCUAAGCUUGGGAAUCUUGUUCUCCUGGAGUAUCUCCUACUCAACAAUAACCGCUUGACCGGUUCGAUCCCCAGCUCCUUUCAGAAUCUCAAGAGCUUACUAGGCUGUAACUUCUCGUACAAUGUCUUAUUUGGGCCCUUGCCUCUUUUGCCGCGGCUCGAUAGCAUGGCUGUGAGUAGCUUUCUUGGGAACGAAGGGCUGUGUGACGGACCCCUAGGCAAUUGCAACGCCUCUCCAUCUUCGCCUUCUUUACUCCCAGAGACAAACAGCCAAAGUUCAAAAUUAGCUAAAGUUGUCGCCAUAGUAGCAGCUGGGAUUGGUGGGGUUUCUUUCAUUUUAAUCCUGGUUGUCCUGUAUUUCAUGAUAAGGCCAGUUGAGACCGUUGCGCCUUUGCAAGAAAACCCAGGUUCUUCACCAGUCUCCGACAUUGACUUCUUCCCGAAGGAAGAUUUCACUUUCCAAGACUUGGUCACGGCAACUGAUGACUUCAGUGAUAGCUUCGUCAUUGGGAGGGGAGCUUGUGGGACAGUGUUUAGAGCAGCGUUGCCGACCGGCAAUACCAUUGCCGUCAAGAAGCUAGCGUCCAACAGAGAGGGAAACACUAUGGACAACAGCUUCCACGCAGAAAUACUGACUCUCUGGAAGAUCAGGCACCGAAAUAUUGUGAGGCUAUACGGCUUCUAUCAUCAUCAGGGCUCGAAUUUCCUCCUUUACGAGUACAUGGCAAGGGGAAGCUUAGGGGAAUCGCUGCACGGGUCUGCCUACAAUCUCGACUGGCCAAGGCGUUUCUUUAUUGCUCUUGGAGCUGCAGAGGGGCUCGCAUACCUGCACCACGACUGUGUGCCUCGGAUUUUCCACCGGGACAUUAAAUCGAACAACAUCCUGUUAGACGACAAGUUUGAAGCCCACGUAGGAGAUUUUGGAUUGGCCAAAGUUAUCGACAUGCCACAAUCCAAAUCCAUGUCAGCAGUGGCGGGCUCUUAUGGCUACAUCGCCCCUGAGUAUGCAUAUACCAUGAAAGUUUCCGAGAAGUGCGACAUCUAUAGCUAUGGAGUCGUCUUGCUGGAGCUGCUGACGGGGAAGACUCCGGUGCAACCCCUGGACCAAGGGGACCUCGUGACUUGGGUGCGAAAUUACAUCCAGGACCACUCGUUAUCUCCCGGAGUGCUUGAUGUGCGAGUGGACUUACAGGACGAGAGCACUGUAUCCCACAUGAUCACGGUCUUGAAGAUCGCUCUGCGUUGCACAAGCAUGUCUCCAUCGGAUCGUCCAACAAUGCGGGAAGUCGUCGCAAAGCUCAUUGAGUCUGGUGAGAAGGAAGGGAAGUUUUACUGUUAUCCUAGUGAUGAUACUGACUCGAGAGAUGAAUCUUGAAUACUUUACAGAAUAACACGCAAUUUUAAAGUUCUCUCUCUUAUACCA